Molecule: messenger RNA, 806 nt
Organism: Uranotaenia lowii
Lineage: Eukaryota; Metazoa; Arthropoda; Insecta; Diptera; Culicidae
Exons: 2
Coding region: 203-763 (186 amino acids)
Source: RefSeq, a predicted model, not a curated record
GAAAUUUUUAAGGAAGAGAGCAAGCAACCUCUCCUGCGUGAGGAGCGCUCUCGGAGAAUUUUUUAAGGAUGAGAGUGAGUGUAGCACGGAGAACUCAACACGGAAAAUAAUCAAAAGAUCCAACUGGGUUGAGAUAGAUAAGUAUGAACGUAAUGAACUUAUUAAUUGCUGCAGUCGGAACGUUUGUUCAUUUGCUCACGAAAUGUUUUGGCAGUUAUUUCUACUAGCUCUGUCGACCCUUGUCGAAUUGCCAAGGUUUACCGAAUCUACGAAGAUGGAAGUGGAGCUGGAUCGUUUCGAGCAAACCAUAGGGUUCCAGCUAAUCAACGCCAGCUCAGUUCGGGUUCGGAAGUUUAACCGGACCGUAUACGUGCUCGACGGAACAGCCGAGGUGUUCCAGGACCUGGGAGACGAUUACGAUGUUCAACUCCGGGCAGCUUACAGUACCAUGGGAAACCAACAGUUCAACGAGUACCCUAUGAAAAUCGGCCGGCAGGGCAUGUGCAAGGGAUUGAACGGGCCAUAUAAGGAGUAUCAAUCGCUGUUUCUCAACUGGACCAACUUGCCAGCCAUCGGGAAUGAUUGGUAUUGUCCGUUAAAAAAAAUGAUCAUUGAGGUGAGGAACUGGGCGCCGAAAGCUAGUUGGGUUCCUGAUGUGGUGCCAGUGGGUUAUUGGAAGAUAACGUGUGACAUCUUUGGCCCCAACAAAGAGCUGGCCUAUCAGGUGUCCGCCUAUAUGAGAAUUAAACCAAAAAUGUUCUAAAUGGAGCCUGUAUUGUUAUUGGAAGGUUAAAAAUUAUGCUACU